UGUGAUCAGUUAAAUGUUUGUUUUGCAGAUGGAUACCAUGUUGCCACGAUGGUAGCAGAGACAUGUCAUUGUUUCAUUUGUGUUUCCGUGCCAAGCAUAUCAGAAGUUGGAUAUGCCCGGAGAUUUUCAGACGUUGUAUGUUGCCAUCUGUUAUACUAUGGGGAAGUUUUGUGAUCAUUGUGGCAACCGUCACUAACUAUGAUGAACUUGACACGAUCCCAUUUGAGAAUUGCACUUCGACAAAUUUGAUUCAUCUUUCAGACGAUGUGUUGAAGAAUAGACUCCAACAGUAUGGUGUUCACUACAACAUCCAGUCUGUAUUAGAUGUCUUACGGCAUUCUAAGUUCCGUUCGGAUGAAGCUGUCCAAGUGUUGAUGCUGAAGUACGAAGAAGCAAAGCAAGUAUCCCCCAAGUUCCUGCCUGAGCCGCUGCGGCGACACCCCAUCAUCGCUGUGGAUGGCUUCUUCACUCACGGUCGGGCCAUGAUAACGAAGAUGAUCUCCAACAGCCUGAAUGGAAGAAGACUUCAGUUGCCGACAAGGAACAUCAAUCGAUUACGGAAGUACUUUAACAAUGAUGUUCUACGGAAGCAUUUUUACUCCUUGUCCAAGUAUUUGGGAGCCCAUGUUGCGAUGCACUAUUGUAGAACAGCGCCUGUUAUCUUGGAGAGAUACUGGCAUGACCAAGCAGUCUAUGUGAUGGCUAGAAGCUUUGAGGGCUUGAUCCCGGCUAAGUCCACAGUCUACGAGUUUCCCAAGGAUCUUCUACGGCCAGAUUUCAUAUUUUUCAUCAAUGGAGCUCUCAACCCUAAGCUGUAUAACGAGAGCACAGCAAGUCGUCACAUCCACAAUGCUCUUACAGUCAAAAUGGUUGAAGUUUACAGAAGGAUGAGGAAUCCUGCCCCAAUUGAAAUCUUUCCUCCUAGCAUGCCUGAAGUCAUGGGUCAGAAGAUGCUGGACAUUUUAGAGGAAAAAAUGAAAGGCAACUUCUGCCCUAAACCAGAUCGUAAACCAAUAGAAAACUAAUAAAUGAUUCUUUGAAGAUUUUAUAUUUAAGUUUUUAAAUCCAACAGGAUUUUAUAACUGGUAUAUACUUUUGUGUUACUUACAAAAUUCAUAUAGGACUUUUAAAGAAUUUUAAUUAUUUGUUUAAUGUCAUGAAAACUUUAUCGACAUUCGACUUUAAUUUUGUAUUAUGAAAGUAACUUAUCAAACACGAUUCAGGUAAAGAAGAAACUCUUUGAACACAAGAUAUUUCAGAAUUAAAAUUUUUUUAAUUAUGGAUAUAUAAACAGACUUUAGUCUCUGAUAUUAAAGAAAAACAGCGUACAUAUUCGUUGUUUGUGAUCAUUGUGUUCCAAUAAAUGAUUUUAAUGUGUUAA
This is a messenger RNA of Homalodisca vitripennis (glassy-winged sharpshooter), 1381 nucleotides long. RefSeq names its product UMP-CMP kinase 2, mitochondrial-like. The transcript is spliced from 6 exons. Bases 63 to 1025 code for a protein of 320 amino acids. NCBI's taxonomy places the organism in Eukaryota, Metazoa, Arthropoda, Insecta, Hemiptera, Cicadellidae. The record is from RefSeq and is a predicted model, not a curated record.